GCCUUGAAAAUGAACAAGUUUAACCAUAUGAUCUUCUCUUUCUUUGCAUUAACCUUUUUAUUUAUGCUGAAGAAAACAGCAGCAGAGGGAGUCCAUGCAAAAGGCAUCAAUAUUGGAGCUAUUAUCGAUAUGAGUUCACGUAUUGGUAAAGAGCAGAGAGUUGCCAUGGAAAUUGCAAUGGAGGAUUUCUAUGGCACCGGCAAUCAGACCUUGGUUCUUCACAUUAGAGAUUCUCAAAGGGAUCCUGUCUGUGCAGCUGUUGCAGCAAUGGAUCUCAUCAACAAUCAACAAGUACAAGCCAUUUUAGGACCACAGACGUGGGAAGAGGCGUUAUCAGUCGCUGAGAUCAGUAGCCAAACUCAGGUUCCAAUUCUUUCUUUGUCUGACACCACUCCCAAAUGGGCAACAGAGCGAUGGCCUUACCUGCUUCAAGCUUCACCUAGCAAGCAAGAGCAAAUGAAAGCCAUUGCAGCUAUUGUGCAAUCAGGGAAUUGGCAUCAGGUCACUGUAAUAUACGAAGGUACGGAUUCAGCAGCUAUUGCAGUCACACCAUAUCUCUUUAAUGCCCUGAGAGAUGCAGGAGUAGGAGUCAUCCAAGGUCUAAUCCUCCCUACUUUUGCUUCUGCCAUUACGUUGUCUGAAGAGCUCGAAAAACUUAAAAGUGAGCAGAGCAGAGUCUUUGUUGUUCAUUUGUCCUUCCCUUUGGCCGUGCGACUAUUUGAAAAGGCAAAGAAAAUGAAAAUGAUGGAAAAAGACUAUGUAUGGAUCACUACAAAUCCCGUUACAAGCCUUGUUCACUCCAAUGCCUCUAUUAUCUCCUCGUCAAUGCAGGGAAUAAUAGGGGUCAAGAGUUAUUUCCCUGAAAGAGGGCACCUUUUUCAUGAGAUUCGUCAAAGAUUUCGAAGGAAAUUUAGCAUAGAAAAUCCUAUAGAUGACAACAAUGAACCUGGAAUUUAUGCAGCAGAGGCCUAUGAUGCAGUUUGGACAAUGGCUGUAGCGGUCAAUGGAAGUAACCGAGUAGGUCAAGAGUUGUUAGAAACAAUUUUGCAAGUGGACUUCCAUGGUCUAUCAGGAAACGUUCAAUUCGUCAAAUUCAUCAACGAAAGAGCUCCAGCUAACAGAUUUCAUAUCAAUAUAAUUGGAAAGAGUUACAAGGAAAUUGGGUUUUGGUCAAAAGGAUUAGGCUUCUCUAAGACUAUCCAUGAAAAUUCUAUUUACAGCUCUUGUAUGACUGUUUUGGAGCAAGCGCUUUGGCCAGAGGGGCCGUGGCAUACUUCAAGAGGAUGGACUCUUGCAACGAGUGCAAACCCAUGGCGAAUUGGUGUGCCUGGCGAAUCAGGUUAUAGAGAGUUUGUGCAUGUGGAAUAUGAUCACUGGGGAAAUAGUGUUGCUUUUUCUGGAUUUGCAAUCGAGGUUUUCAAAGAAACUAUAAGACGCUUGCCGUUCAUUUUGCCAUACGAGUUCAUUGCAUUCAAAAACACUUCUUAUGAUGAGCUAGUAAAACAAAUCCUUCUCAAGCAGAAGUAUGAUGCAGUAGUUGGUGAUGUGGUAAUAUUGGCUAGCAGAUACCAGCUCGCAGAAUUCACAAAGCCUUACACGGAAACAGGAUUGAUGCUGAUAGUCCCUGCUCAAUCAGGCAAUAGAGAAUUGUCAUUCAUCAGACCCUUCACAAAAUCCAUGUGGGUUCUAAUUGCAGUCAUAACUGUCUACAAUGGUUUUAUAAUUUGGUUGAUAGAGCGAAAUCAUUGCCCUUCACUCAAGGGUUCUAUGCUGCAUCAAAUAGGAAUAAUGCUUUGGUUAGCCUUCAACACUCUUUUCUCGUUACAUGGGGGGAAAAUGCAUAGCAAUCUAUCCAGGAUGUCGAUGGUAGUCUGGCUAUUCGUGGCGCUAGUAAUCACAGAGACUUACACAGCUAACCUUUCGAGUAUGCUUACUGUCCAGAAGCUUGAUGGUGCUGCUCCUAAUGUUGAGGCCCUGCUAAAUAGCAAUGCAGUUGUUGGAUAUUGCACAGGCUCCUACCUGCAAAAUUAUUUGGUGGAUGUUUUACGUUUCAAGACGCAAAACAUCAGGAAUUAUACCACACUGGAAGCUUAUGCUCAAGCAUUCAAGAACAAAGAAAUUGCUGCUGUCUUUCUUGAAGUUCCUCUGGCCAAAUUAUUCCUUGCAAAGUACUGCCGCCGCUUUGUCUCAGUAGGGCCAACGUACAAAGUCGGAGGGUUUGGAUUUGCAUUUCCUCGUGGAUCUCCAUUACUUCCUAGCAUCGACGAAGCUCUACUGAAAGUAUCUGAAAAUGGAACUCUGCUGGAACUAGAGAACAGACUCAUUAAGCCAGGAAAUUGCCCAGAUGUGGAAGAUGAAAAGCAUAGCCUUAGCCCCAGCAGCUUUGGGACACUCUUCAUAAUAACCACCGGCACAUCAACAAUCUCCCUCGCAAUCUACAUUUUCUCGAGAGGCAAUCCCAUGCUCGGAUACACAACAAUAUGGAGACUUAUGUUGGCUGCAAUAAGAUUUUGGGUCUGUCAAAGGCAGAUCACUAGAAGAUCAAGCAAUGCUGAGAAUUCUGUUAAUAAUUUGGCUCCGCAGGCAUCUGGCAUGCAAUCUCUUGUAUGAUUUAUAUAAACCCAAAAGUUGGGGCUUAAUCUACACGUCUCAAUUAUUCAAAAUUGCUCCUAUAUUAGUAAUUUGUUCAAUAACACUCUGUAUUUAUAAAAUUGGC
Molecule: messenger RNA, 2716 nt
Organism: Populus euphratica (Euphrates poplar)
Lineage: Eukaryota; Viridiplantae; Streptophyta; Magnoliopsida; Malpighiales; Salicaceae
Product: glutamate receptor 2.8-like
Exons: 5
Coding region: 10-2610 (866 amino acids)
Cellular component (GO): membrane
Molecular function (GO): ligand-gated monoatomic ion channel activity
Source: RefSeq, a predicted model, not a curated record